AUGUUCCCCUCUCCACCUCCCUCUCCCCCUCCUUCUCCCCCUCCCUCCCCCCCUCCCUCUCCUGCUCCCUCUCCCUCUCCACCCACUUCUCCUCCUCCUUCCCCACCUCCCUCCUCACCUCCCUCUUCUCCUCCCUCUCUUCUCCCUUCUCCCAUUCCCUCUCCCUCUCCUUCCCUCCUUUCCCACCCCCGAUCAUCCAAGCCAUCCCCAACCCCAUACCCUGCGCGCUGCUGUCCCCAAGCCACAGGAGUGGGCGAUGUGAGGGGCGAGUUGGAAGUGAGUGAAUCAACACGUGCCAGGCGAUGCGAGGGAGGGGACCCCAGGCGGGAUGACUUUUGGGUCGACUCAAAAGCCAGGCGAUGCGAGGGAGGGGAGUGUGGGCGGCGCUUGGGCGGCGAGAGGGACGGGCGGGACAGGGGAGAGGGAGAGCGGGCAGCAGGCGGGGAGGGAGGACGAGGAGCAGGUUGGGAGGGAGGGCGGCGAGAGGGUGGGGAGAGGGAAGGGCGAGAGGGAGGGGAGAAGGAGGGGCGAUAG
Molecule: messenger RNA, 534 nt
Organism: Closterium sp. Yama58-4
Lineage: Eukaryota; Viridiplantae; Streptophyta; Zygnematophyceae; Desmidiales; Closteriaceae
Source: the annotation of a GenBank genome assembly